AGAGGAGCGGGGUAGGAGGAGGGGCGAGGGGAGGAAGUGUAGUCGGGAGUGCGCGGUUAUCCGGACGGCCAUUGCCGAGUAACUUGUACGAAGCCGCGAGCGCGAUUCCCGUGUCGUGCGGCACGCAAGCGAGUAAUCCCGGUGGACCGACCGUCAGCCCAGCAGCGAGGUGCCCCGUGUUGAGCUUGGGACGCGCACGAGACCCCGGCCCGAUGGCUGAGACCGACAAAUUGAACAUCGACAACAUCAUAGCUCGACUCUUGGAAGUACGAGGGGCAAGACCAGGCAAGAAUGUUCAGCUGACGGAAGUGGAGAUUAGAGGACUGUGUCUCAAGUCGCGUGAAAUUUUUCUAUCGCAGCCCAUCCUCUUAGAACUCGAAGCGCCAUUGAAAAUAUGUGGUGAUAUUCAUGGACAAUACUAUGACUUGUUGCGAUUAUUCGAGUACGGUGGCUUUCCCCCCGAAAGCAACUACCUAUUCCUAGGAGACUACGUCGAUAGAGGGAAACAAUCGUUGGAGACCAUCUGUCUCCUUCUCGCCUAUAAGAUCAAGUAUCCAGAAAAUUUCUUCCUGUUGAGAGGAAAUCACGAGUGCGCGUCCAUUAAUAGGAUAUAUGGGUUCUACGAUGAAUGUAAACGUCGUUACAACAUUAAACUAUGGAAAACGUUUACCGAUUGCUUCAAUUGCCUACCCGUCGCCGCGAUAGUGGACGAAAAGAUAUUUUGCUGCCACGGAGGCUUGAGCCCGGAUCUGCAAAGUAUGGAACAGAUCAGACGUAUCAUGCGACCGACGGACGUACCUGAUCAGGGAUUGCUCUGCGAUUUAUUGUGGUCCGAUCCCGAUAAAGACACCAUGGGCUGGGGCGAGAACGAUCGCGGUGUGUCGUUCACUUUCGGCGCGGAAGUCGUUGCCAAGUUUUUACACAAACAUGAUUUCGACCUGAUAUGCCGCGCGCACCAGGUGGUGGAGGAUGGUUACGAGUUCUUUGCCAAACGGCAGUUGGUGACGCUGUUCUCGGCUCCGAACUACUGUGGCGAGUUCGACAACGCAGGUGCCAUGAUGUCGGUGGACGAGACUCUCAUGUGCAGUUUCCAAAUUUUGAAACCGGCCGACAAGAGGAAAUUCACUUACGGUGGUCUGAAUGCUGGACGGCCUGUCACGCCACCGCGGGGCGCGAACAACAAAAAUAAGAAGAAGUGAACUCCUUAGAUUUAUCUUUUCGAAUGCGACGCUUAGGAUCUACAACCGCUACCGCCCGUCGACCCACCAUCGAGACUUAGGAAGACCUUGUAAGAAAGAGAGAGAGAGAUACGAGUUAUAAUAAUUAUUAUUAUAAUUAUAUUAUUAUUUCUGAUUGACUACGAAGCCUGUGGAAAUAAUUACAAAGAAUCGGGAAUACAUUUAUCGGAAAAUCCGGAGGGGCGUUGCUUUUCACAGAGUUUAUCAAAAGUAGUAAAGUGAUAGUGCGUAUGUCGUAGCUAAAUGUGUUACCGUAUAAAACAAAAUAGUAGUGAUAAAGCCAUAAAAAUCGAUCGAUCAUAAGAUUAGAGAGAACUUUACGUCGAUUCAACGACAUUCUUAACAAUUGAGAAAAGUAAAACUUAGAGGACAGGCACUUUCACUAUAAUUCGUCUUUUUCCAUUUGUCGAGCGUGACAUCUGCGUCUUGUAGCUUGUUCAUCAUUUGCAUUUACACUCGUCGGUGUCGCAAAUGUCUGAUUACUCGAGAAAAACGUGACCUUUUUUUCACCACUUUACUCUGUGAGAAAAAUUGACACGAUAAUAGUGUCGCGCGAAAACACCACACACACACACACACACACACGCAUGUACACGCACACUCAUUCUCCCACAUGCACGCACAUAGUGCUCUCGCUUCAUUAUGUAAGUAUGCUGUUAACAAAGAUAUCGAUACACAAAUAAACUAGCGAUCAUUUAAACUUAAUUCCCUAAAGUAUAAUAGAUAUUUAUAGCUUGAUACUUGUGUAAGUUGCACAAAUUUGUAAACGACAUCUAUUACGUCAUACCUACUUUUAUAAAUAUACAUUUAUAUGUGUGUGAAUUGUGAAAUACAAAGAAAAGAGAGAGAGAGAGACAAGAUUCGUUUCAAGAGCAAGUGUCGAAGCGUUAACGAAUUGCUAAUAUACACGUUAUAUAUUGUCCUGCGGUGAACGAGAGUAUUUGUAUCGCGGUUAUUAUGGUGGCAAGGCUUCUCUGGAUUCAUUUCAACGAUGCUACAUAAAUGUCCGUAUAUAAACGUGGGAAGAUAAUAAUCAUGUGGUGUAAAUGAGCACGCGAACGCGCAUCGUAUAAUGAUUGAUGUCGUUGAUAUCACUGAUAAUAGGCGAUUCGCCUUUUCCAAGUAAUACGAAAAGGAGGAAGCCCCUUUGCUUUCGGUCGGGGGGGGAUGUUUCAUCUCCCGAUCGAGAUCGAGACGGUCCUGUUAUCAUUACUAGGACGAAUCAUUACUAUUGUUAGCAUCAUCUUCCUCCACCUCCUCCAUACGUCCAUACCCCCAUAACGCUACGCUCCCCCCUACCACGUUUAAUUUGUUCGUCCCACCCUCGGCGAUUCCGUUAGCCAGUACACAGAUUCAUCCUUGAUAAUAGAGAAGCUAAUAAUUCGAUAGCUAUGAGAAACUACCUACGACGCGAGGAUCUUCUUACGGGAUCUUGAGACCGAUCAUGUUCAACUUCUUUUCUUCACACUUGUACAUUAAUUUCUUUUUUAUAAAUAAAAUUCACAUAAAAACACCCAUCAUAUUUCUUCAGUCGAUCACAUCCACCAUCCCGACACGGCGCGAUCUCGAAUAAGCGAGUCGCGAGUUUUACUCUGUCCAGGAUCCGCCCUCUCUUUUGGAGGCGCGAGUAACGUUUGCAUGUGUCACUCUCGAUCUUGUCCACCAUCAACAUCUCAUGUCGCACAUCGAACGCAUAACACAGGUACUACCUUAUCUAUAUAAUGCGCAUACGCUCGUGACUUAUUCUUUACAUCUGCCGCGUCUUGUCGAGGAUACGUCUAUAGCUGUACAGCUUGGAGCGCGGCUCCGGGGCAGAUGUAACUUCGCCUGUGCGUCACAUUCGGGGAGAGACGUGAAUGUACAAGGGCUAAACCGAUAACACCAAUCGUUGUCUCGUCUUGUUGGGCUCCGUGCGAAGUACUUUCGUUACCGUUUGUAAUUCCAGGGGGUUCGAUUCAAGUACGAUAAACGUCGUUCAGACCAUUGAUCAGCAAGUAAAGUGUCUAAUCUAGUUGCAUAGUACUUAACAAAAUGGAUUGUACUCUGGAGCGAGGUAGCGGGAGGGAAAGAGUAUAGGGGCCGUAAUUAAGCGAAUCUAAUUACACGUGCGAUACAUGUGCGAGUUGUCUUCAACUUUCCAUCGAUAUUCGAAGCAUGUAUGAAAGUAUACAUCGAUUGUAACUCUUCAUUUCACGCGAGGUGUGAUUGUAUCAUGGGUGCAGAUCGUAAGUCAAGCCAAAAAUAAAAUCAUAACGAGCCGGCCAAGGAUUUUCGACUGUUUUAACUUUUUUAAACUAUUAACGAUUGUAUAGACUCAUUCUACUUGUCAAUAAUCAUUCUCGCGUAAGUGUUAUAUUAUAUUAACAAUUGUGUGUAAAUAUUGUAUUUAUCGUCGUAUGCCGAGCGAGGUGGAGAAUCAGCACGCGCCGCAGCGAGGCCGGGUAUGUCAAAAGUACCGCGUUUCCUGCGCGGGCGAAAUUUUGUUUCUUACCGAGGCGUCGAGUAAAAAAUGUCGCGAGUUGCGAAACGAGACGCCAGCGGUGUCGCACGCGGGACAAGUCGGAGCGCUUUGCGACGCGAGUGAUCUAAUUGUAACAGCGGAUUAGUCAGGUCGGAUUCCGCGAGGAUUGCGCAAACUGCGCGUGAGACGCGAGAUGCGAUAGUUUUAAUAGGCACCUUUACACGAGAAGGGAGAGAAUUGAGAAGCUCACGUCGAUCUUUACCUUUAAAUCGGAGGAUUAAAUGCAUUCGGGGACCCGACGAAACGCCGUUCUGUAGUCUUCCCCACUAGAAAUCGUACGGUUCUUCUUCCGGAGUUAACGUUCGUCGUCGCCAGCGAAAGACUUUGUCGUGGACAUUGAAAACACAUUUUGAACGGUCUCCAGAAUUACGUAGCUGAGCAACUCCACUCUACGCAGAAAUACGUACGAUUAAUUUUAAUUCUCCUCCGCUCGCUUCAUUUAUAUGUACAUUACGAUAUUUUAAGUUCCGAUUUGUCGUGGCGUUCAAAGUGCCAAGAUUGAGAUCGAGGUCGAGGUCGAGAUCGGAAUCCUCUCGGCAUUGCGAAAAUGAAUGAAGAGUAUCCUUUUCUCUCUCGUGCGUAUGAUCGAUCUAAAACUAAAAGAUUGUCAGUCUACAAAAGGUUUCACGACGGAGCUGCGUGAGCGAGGGGGGAGCAAGAGAGAUUUUACACCAACUGAAAAAAACCUUACGUUUCCAACUAAUGUACAUAUUGAUAUUACUAGACAUUAAUACAUUGAUAGAGCGCAGAAUUUUGUCAACGUCCAGGAGUAAGCGUGGUGUGGAUCUAAAUGAAAAUAUAUAUUAAGCAUAAUUAUAUUCCAUUCGGCACUAUAACACCUCUGUACGUAGUGUAUAAGAAUGAUUAUUAUUAAAUAACUCUGUGAAAAGAAA
Messenger RNA from Vollenhovia emeryi, 4652 nucleotides. Its product is annotated as serine/threonine-protein phosphatase alpha-2 isoform. Bases 213 to 1199 code for a protein of 328 amino acids. Lineage: Eukaryota; Metazoa; Arthropoda; Insecta; Hymenoptera; Formicidae. Gene Ontology annotation, molecular function: protein serine/threonine phosphatase activity. Gene Ontology annotation, cellular component: cytoplasm; nucleus. The transcript is spliced from 5 exons. The record is from RefSeq and is a predicted model, not a curated record.